Cucumis melo (muskmelon) is the source of this 3995-nucleotide messenger RNA. Its product is annotated as putative multidrug resistance protein. Bases 73 to 3828 code for a protein of 1251 amino acids. Gene Ontology annotation, biological process: transmembrane transport. Lineage: Eukaryota; Viridiplantae; Streptophyta; Magnoliopsida; Cucurbitales; Cucurbitaceae. Gene Ontology annotation, molecular function: ATP hydrolysis activity; ABC-type transporter activity; ATP binding. The transcript is spliced from 7 exons. Gene Ontology annotation, cellular component: membrane. The record is from RefSeq and is a predicted model, not a curated record.
CAGAAACACUUUAAGACUUGAAUUGGGAUUUGGUCAUUGUGCUGUGGCUUUGUAUUUUCUUGGUAAGGCAUUAUGGGAAAGAAGAAAAAUGGGGUAUUCAGAUAUGCUGAUUGGGUGGAUAUGUUGCUAAUGGUUCUUGGUUGUUUGGGGAGUAUUGGAGAUGGGCUUACAACUCCACUCACUAUGCUUGUUCUAAGUGGUAUGAUUAAUCACUAUUCUGUUUCUGAUUCCAACUCUUUUUCAAAUCAUGUUGUGGACAAGUAUACACUCAAGCUGAUUUAUAUUGCUAUUUGUGUUGGACUGUGUGCUUUCUUUGAGGGAAUGUGCUGGACUAGGACAGCAGAAAGACAAACAUCCCGCAUCAGAAUGGAGUACCUAAAAUCAGUUUUGAGGCAAGAAGCUAGUUUUUUCGACACUAAUCAAGCUGCUUCUUCUACAUUCCUCAUUGUUUCUUCCAUCACUUCUGAUUGUCACACUAUCCAAGAUACAUUAGCUGAGAAGAUACCAAACUUUCUGGCUCACAUCUCAGGCUUUAUCUUCUGCAUUCCUGCUGCAUUUGUGCUCUCAUGGCAGCUUGCGUUGGCUGCCCUUCCGUUCUCUUUCAUGUUUAUUAUUCCAGGGGUUGGAUUUGGAAAGGUUUACAAGAACUUAGGUGUCAAGGCCAAAGAUUCUUAUGUGGUUGCUGGUAGCAUUGCCGAACAAGCGAUCUCUUCAAUCCGCACCGUGUAUUCAUAUGUAGGAGAGCACCAAACUUUAGAGCAGUUCAGUCAUGCACUUCAAAAAAGUAUGAACUUUGGCAUUAAACAAGGCCUUGGGAGAGGACUUAUGAUGGGUAGUAUGGCAAUGAUGUAUGCUGCUUGGGCAUUUCAGGCAUGGGUUGGCGGUAUUCUCGUAACUGAAAGAGGAGAAACAGGUGGAGCCAUUUUGAUAUCUGGAAUAUGUAUCAUUUUUGGUGGAAUCUGUGCUAUGAAUGCACUCCCAAAUCUCUCUUUUAUCUCUGAGUCAACAAUUGCUGCCUCUCGAAUUUUCGAGAUGAUUGAUCGCAUUCCUGUCAUUGAUGCUGAAGAUGGUAAAGGAAAAUCUUUGGACCGUUUAAGAGGAAAGAUCGAAUUUAGAGAUGUUGAGUUUUCCUAUCCGUCAAGACCUGAAACCUCAAUUCUUCAAGGAUUUAAUCUCAAAGUGAAUGCUGGGGAGACAGUAGGCCUUGUUGGAGGAAGUGGCUCAGGCAAGUCCACUGUGAUUCAUUUACUUGAGAGAUUCUAUGACCCUGUCAGAGGAGACAUUCUUCUUGAUGGUCAUAGGAUUAGGAAGCUUCAACUCAAAUGGCUUAGAUCUCAAAUGGGAUUAGUCAAUCAAGAGCCAAUUCUAUUUGCAACCUCCAUAAAGGAAAAUAUUUUGUUUGGUAAAGAAGGAGCUUCAAUGCAACUUGUUAAGAGAGCAGCUAAGGCUGCAAAUGCUCACGAUUUCAUUGCAACCUUACCUGAUGGAUAUGAGACUCAAGUGGGGCAAUUUGGUGUUCAAUUGUCUGGAGGGCAAAAGCAAAGAAUUGCAAUAGCAAGAGCUCUAAUCAGAGAUCCCAAAAUUCUUCUAUUGGACGAAGCAACCAGUGCUUUGGAUGUAGAGUCUGAAAGAAUUGUACAAGAUGCCUUGGACCAAGCUUCACGUGGAAGAACCACAAUCGUCAUUGCACACCGUCUUUCGACAAUUCAAAAAGCCGAUCGAAUUCUUGUACUUGAAUCAGGUAGAAUAGUAGAGUCUGGUUCUCACAAUGAGUUACUUCAAAGAAAUAGUGAAGGAAUAUACAGCAAAAUGGUGCAGAUGCAGCAAUCUUGCAUGGAAAAUGACCCUUCUAGUUCUUUCUAUGAUUUUACUGGAGAAACAUAUCUCCAAAGAACAGUAGGAGGAGCCAGAACUCCAUUGGCACCAAUAAACCAAAUAUCGGUUCGUCGAAGCAGCCCAAUUUGGCACAACAGUCCAAUAUAUUCUAUUAGCAUGUCAUGUCCAUACUCGGUCGACAUUGACUCUAGUGAUUACAGUUAUUGUGAAGGCUUAAAGUAUACCUCAAGUUCUUCUCAAUCUCCUUCUCAAUGGCGAAUUUGGCGAUUGAAUGCACCUGAGUGGAAACAAGCAUUGCUUGGUUGUAUGGGUGCUGCAGGCACUGGAAUUACUCAACCAAUAUAUUCCUAUUGCUUAGGAACAAUUGCAUCAGUUUACUUCUUAAAGGACAAUGCUGCUAUUAAAUCAGACAUUAGAUUCUAUUGCUUCGUAUUCUUGGGCAUAACAUCUCUUAGUUUUAUAUCUAAUCUUGUUCAGCAUUACAGCUUCGCAAUCAUGGGAGAAAACUUAACCAAGAGAGUAAGAGAAAAAAUGCUCGAAAAAAUCAUGACCUUUGAGAUUGGAUGGUUUGAUAAAGACGAGAAUACGAGUGCUGCUAUAUGUGCACGACUAGCUCUUGAAGGAAACUUGGUUAGAUCUCUUGUAGCAGAAAGAACGUCGCUAUUGGUUCAGGUAUCUGUGACUGCUACUUUGGCAUUUGUGCUUGGAUUACUUGUGACAUGGAGAGUAGCAAUUGUAGCAAUUGCUAUGCAACCACUUAUCAUUGGAAGCUUCUAUUCAAGAAAGGUUUUGAUGAGAAAUAUAUCUGAGAAGGCUAGGAAAACACAAGGUGAAGGCAGUCAACUAGCUAGUGAAGCCAUUACUAACCACAGGACUAUUGCUGCAUUUUCCUCUCAAGAUAGGAUUUUAAGUCUGUUUGAAGCUUCAAUGGAAGUCCCCAAGCAGGAUAAUGUAAAACAAUCAUGGAUUUCGGGUUUAGGUUUAUUCAGCUCCUUAUUUCUGACUACAACAACAACAGCUUUGACGCUAUGGUAUGGAGGGAGACUCAUAAAUCAAGGGUUAGUAACACCAAAACAACUUUUCCAAGCAUUUUUCAUCUUGAUGAGCACUGGAAAGAACAUUGCCGAUGUAGGAAGCAUGUCAUCAGAUAUAGCAAAAGGUGCAAAUGCCAUAGUAUCAAUCUUUGCAGUUCUAGAUAGAAAUACUGAAAUAGACCCUCAACAACUUGAAGGGGUAAAAGUCAAAGAGAUAAUUUGUGGAGAAGUAGAAUUGAAGAACGUAUUUUUUGCGUACCCGACUAGGCCUGACCAACUGAUCUUCAAUGGACUGAGUCUAAAGAUUGAAGCUGGAACAACCGUCGCAUUGGUUGGGCAAAGUGGUUCGGGUAAAUCUACCGUUAUUGGAUUGAUCGAAAGAUUUUACGAUCCUAAAAAAGGAGUAAUCCUCAUUGAUGGAAUAGACAUAAAGAGCUAUAAUUUGAGAGGUUUGAGGUUACACAUUGCUCUAGUGAGUCAAGAACCUGCACUUUUUGCAGGAACUAUACGCAAUAACAUUCUAUUCGGGCAAGAAGAUCGGUCAGAAAGUGAAAUUAGGAAGGCUGCAAAACUUGCCAAUGCUCAUGAGUUUAUUAGUUCUAUGAAAGAUGGCUAUGAGAGUCAAUGUGGAGAAAGAGGAGUUCAGUUAUCAGGAGGUCAAAAGCAGAGAAUAGCUUUAGCAAGAGCCAUAUUGAAGAACCCAAAAAUCCUUCUACUUGAUGAGGCAACAAGUGCUUUGGAUAGCAUGUCAGAAACUUUAGUCCAAGAAGCAUUGGAAAAGAUGAUGGUUGGUAGAACAAGCCUCGUGGUCGCUCAUCGGUUAUCGACUAUACAAAAAGCAGAUUCAAUAGCUGUAAUAAAACAAGGUAAGAUUGUUGAAAAAGGAUCACACUCGACUCUAAUUGGCCAUGGACAAAGUGGAGCAUACUACUCCUUGAUUAACCAGCUAAAAAGUUAAUCAUUUUUACUCAAUAAUAAACAAUCUUAGCAUCAGUAGAUUAUGUAUAAAAAUGAAUGUACUUAGAAGGUCGUUCUAAACACGUACGUAACUGAAUUCAAUCACGUUUGCGGUAUUUGUCAGUCAUCUCCAUUAAUCAAAGUCUAUGAUACUAAUUGCAAGUAGAC